This is a messenger RNA of Scatophagus argus, 3649 nucleotides long. RefSeq names its product neoverrucotoxin subunit alpha-like. Gene Ontology annotation, molecular function: protein binding. The coding region runs from base 278 to 2383 and encodes 701 amino acids. The transcript is spliced from 4 exons. The record is from RefSeq and is a predicted model, not a curated record. Lineage: Eukaryota; Metazoa; Chordata; Actinopteri; Scatophagidae.
UUCUGCUGUGUGAUGUAACCAGUAUGAUUUUCAACAUACAUGAAGCAUUUAGGGCAAACAGGCAAGUUGGGGCCAAAUAGUAGUUUCAUAACUAAAGGUGUUUUCAAGGGAGGAGACAGUGGAAGAGAGUGUCUGACAGGAUAUAAAUACUCUCACAGCAUCAGGGAUCAUCACACUGGCAGCUCCAGCUGGAAGCCAAGAAGAAGAAGAAGAAGAAGGAGAAGAAGACUCGCACACAACUCAGCUCAUCAGCUCACACCUUCACCAGGUUGGAGAAAUGGCCUCUGAUAACAUGAAGGUUGUUGCCCUGGGUCAACCUUUCACCCUAGGAAUGCUCUAUGAUGCUCGGAAAAAUGAGCUUCUCCCAGGUUUGAGACUGUGGGAUGAUGAAACUCUACAAGCAAAUAUAACUGAAACCAGUAAGCCCUUCAGUGAAUUUGAAAUUACCGCAUCUGACACCAUUGAAUCCAGGUCUUCGAUGCUGAAAGUUGAUGCUUCUCUCAAGGCCAGUUUCCUGAGUGGACUGGUUGAAGUUGGAGGAUCUGCCAAGUAUCUGAAUGAUAAGAAACAGUUCAAAAAUCAGAGCAGAGUGACGUGUCAGUACAAAGCUACCACCAACUUCAAGGAGUUGUCAGUGAUUGACCUUAAAGAAAUGAACACCCAGCAGACAGGUAUUAUUGAGAAGGGUUUGGCAACUCAUGUAGUCACAGGCAUCCUGUAUGGGGCAAAUGCUUUCUUUGUGUUUGACAGUGAGAAGUUAGAAGACAGCAGCGUUCAGGACAUCCAGGGCAGCAUGGAAGCUGUGAUAAAGAAGAUCCCCUCAUUUAGUAUUGAGGGCAGAGUUGACAUCAAGCUGACAGAAGAAGAAAAAGAUCUGACCAACAAAUUCUCCUGCAAAUUCUAUGGAGAUUUCAUUCUUGAAAGCAACCCUGCAACAUUUACAGAUGCAGUGAAGACCUACGUAGAACUUCCAAAGCUACUGGGAGGGAAUGGAGACAACAGUGUUCCACUGGAGGUCUGGCUGAUGCCACUGAACUUUUUUCACUCUAAAACUGCUGAGCUGGUGAGUGGGAUCAGCGUUGGACUGGUGAGGAAGGCACAGGAUGCUCUGCAGGAAUUAAGAGAAAUCAGAAUGAGGUGCAAUGAUUCUCUGGUUGACAAAGUGGUGCAGAAUUUUCCACAGAUUCAAGCUGAGUUAACCAGAUUCCAACAGUUGUGUGAGUACUAUGAGUCCAACCUCAAGCAGACCAUGGCAGAGAAAUUCCCCCUCAUCCGUGAAGGUAAAGAAGAUGAGAGCUCGGUAAACCAACUCCUUGAAGACAGACAGAAGUCACCAUUCAGCUAUAAAAAUCUAGACAAGUGGCUGGAUCAGGAAGAGAGAGAAAUCAACAUCAUCAAGUCCUGUGUAGAUACCAUGGAUGGAAUGAAGAUUGUCCAAAGUCAGUCAGAGCUGGACAGAGAGGUUCUUGCUCCAGGUGUAGAGGAGGCCCUGUGCUUUGUUUUCACUUCCCUGGAGACUCCUGACCCUGGUCUUGAUGUGAUGGCAGCCUUCUUGGAGUCACGUGAAGCAGAGAGCACCAGUGAAGACCUGUGGUACUACUCAGGUGAAGCAAUAACCAAAACGAGAGAAGAAGCAGAACGAGUUGGCAGUCUUGCCAAAGGACUGAAGGGCAGCAGCCGAUUUCUUUUCCUGAUAGGAGCCAUUGAUAACAACAAACACAAAGGAGCAACCAUCUACCAUUACAGAAAUGGCAUCCUGGUCACUGAUGACUUCUCAAAGCCCGACCUUCCUCCUGUGAAGAGCAUCACCGACAGUAAAGAUUUGAUUUGGUAUGCCACUGAUCUCACCCUGGAUCCAGACACUGCAUACAACAAACUCAUUCUGUCUCAAGAAAACAAAAAGAUAUCCUUUGGAAACUGGCAGUCGUAUCCUGAUGUCCCAGAGAGGUUUAAUGAACUUCCUCAAGUGUUGUGCAAAGAGGGGUUAACUGGGCGCCAUUACUGGGAGGUGGAGUGGAGCAAUACUUCUAAUGAUUCUGUGUAUGUAUUGUUAGGGUACAAGGGAGUUGAGAGAAAAGGAAAAGGUAAAGGGGCCGAACUUGGAAAUAAUGAUAUGUCGUGGGUUUUUGGCAAAAGAUCAGAUGAAAACACACUUAAGACCUUUCAUAAUGAUAAGGAAAUAAAAUUACCUAUUCCCUCUGGAGGCCUCAAUAGAGUUGGGGUGUUCCUGGACUGCCCUGGUGGCACUAUGUCCUUCUACAAAGUCACCUCUAACAGACUGAGUCACCUCCACACCUACAGCGCCACAUUCACUGAGCCUGUUUACCCAGGCCUGUGGGCUGCACGCGACAACAACUAUGCAGGCUUUUGUUCAUUUGCAUAAGAACAAUGACAAGGAUUUGUUAGAUCCUUGGUCUGUUAUAUGCGCUUACAUUUAAAGUUAAAGAAAAACGUAUCACCCCAUUUUAGCCUCAACAUGUACCACCUACUAAUUAGUAAAAAUGCAUUCAAAUCCAGAGGGAAUGAUAGGAUAAUUAAUGGUGUCAUAAAGUGACUAUACAUGUCGUUAUGUUUGAGUUUGACUUUUAAGCCUUUUUCCCAAACUGACUUUUGCUUCACAACUUCACAGUCAGUUUGAAUUUCUCUCAGCUAUUUUUUAUGGUAAUUUUCUAUCCUAUUGAUGAUUAGCUUCAAUCAAUCACAUCAGUAUGCUGAAAUAAAAAGUCAUAGCUUAGCUGGUUGGGUUGAAUUUAUUAAGCCAGGCAUAAGAUUACCUUAAGUGCAUAUUGAUGAAAUUUGAGUGUUUGCUCCUUUUCUUCUUUGUGCUUUGUGUAUCUUCUUAAAUGACAAGAGGAAUCUUUCAGUUUUUCUCAGGUGUGUACCUUAAAUCUGGCAUCAGUUUAUUAAUUUAAACCACUGCUCACAGCAUUUUGUCAGAAUUUUAAACACACUGCUGAUGUUUACUGACACUGAAACAAAUGUUGGAUAUGUUCACUGUUCUCUUGAGCAGAAUAUUCAAUAAAGUGGAGACCUCAGCUUACCACUGUGUGCUACGUCCUUAUUUCCUGUUGAUUUCAAAGUUGAGUGUCACAAAGGUUUAAAGCUCAAUCCUUUCUGGAACUUGUAAAUCAUAAAUCCAGGACAUAAAGUGACUUUCUCUCUUCACUGUAUCAUAUAAUAUCACAGAGGAAAGUAACAUAUGUUAAGCCUGUACACGAUUUUUAACAGUAUGUUUAUUAGCUUCUCUGAAUUCAGAAAGGGCUGCCAGAUUUAGUAGAACUGAUCUGAUCUGAGUGAUCUGAGCCUUCACUGGUCUGAAGUAGCAAUUCUCAGCAGCAGAUAUCUUGGAGUGAUCUAUAAAGGUCAUCCUGGUAAUAGAAUUCCUUAUCAAUAAGAAGCAAAAUAAGUAAAAAUCAAAACCUCAGGAUCAUUGACAGACUUACUACCAGCCUUCACAUCACUGGUUGUUAUCACAUUGGCACAAUUAUCUCUUAUGUUCUUAUAAUUAUUAAAAAAGUACUUCUUACAAAAUGUAGUGUGCUGUGAGGUGCACAAUCCAGUUUCAGUUUUCAGUAGAGGUCAAGUUUCAAACGUGUAAAUCUCACCAGCAAAUCAUUUUGACUCGACUGAUAUAAGGACUUACAACAGA